AUGACCUGCACCAUCGAAAAGAUCCUGACAGAUGCCAAGACGUUGCUGGAAAGGCUGCAGGAGCAUGAUGCGGCCGCCGAAUCGCUGGUGGAUCAGUCGACAGCACUGCGCCGGCGGGUGGAAGCUAUGAGGGAGGCGGGGGCAGCGCUUCCGGACCAGGUCGGUCAGAGAGAGGGGAUCUUUUAUCAAGAGGAUGCAUCCGAUGUGAAGGACAUGUCCAAAUACAAGCCUCACAUUCUACUGUCACAAGAAAACACACAGAUAAGAGACUUACAGCAGGAAAACAGAGAGCUUUGGAUUUCCUUGGAGGAACACCAGGAUGCUUUGGAACUCAUCAUGAGCAAGUAUCGGAAACAGAUGUUACAGUUGAUGGUUGCUAAAAAAGCAGUGGAUGCUGAACCAGUCCUGAAAGCUCACCAGUCUCAUUCUGCAGAAAUUGAAAGUCGGAUUGACAGAAUCUGUGAAAUGGGGGAAGUGAUGAAGAAAGCAGUUCAAGUGGAUGAUGACCAAUUUUGUAAGGUUCAAGAAAAACUAGCCCAAUUAGAGCUUGAAAAUAAGGAGCUUCGAGAAUUAUUAUCCAUCAGCAGAGAGCCCCUUCAAGUCAGGAAAGAAGACUCAAUGGACAUGGCUUCUCAAGCCAUCAAAUAA
Molecule: messenger RNA, 648 nt
Organism: Elephantulus edwardii (Cape elephant shrew)
Lineage: Eukaryota; Metazoa; Chordata; Mammalia; Macroscelidea; Macroscelididae
Gene: SIKE1
Product: suppressor of IKBKE 1
Exons: 5
Coding region: 1-648 (215 amino acids)
Source: RefSeq, a predicted model, not a curated record